Molecule: messenger RNA, 1355 nt
Organism: Cicer arietinum (chickpea)
Lineage: Eukaryota; Viridiplantae; Streptophyta; Magnoliopsida; Fabales; Fabaceae
Molecular function (GO): protein dimerization activity; DNA binding
Source: RefSeq, a predicted model, not a curated record
CAGGAAUUAACUUAAAAUAGCGAGGAUAAAAAGCAAAAACAAAAAUAUUUGUCCAGACCAUUAUAAAACAAUAAGGACUAAAACAAAAAAACAAAUUUACGAAGACCAAUCGUAUAUAAAAUGGGUCGUGGAAGAAUAUCUAUGGAACUGAUUCAAAAGGAGAAAUCUAGAAAGACAACAUUUCAAAAGAGAAAGAAUGGAUUAUUGAAAAAAGUGAAUGAAUUUUCCAUUCUUUGUGAUGUUGAUGUUUGUGUAAUUCUUUAUGCACCCAACUUUGAAGGACAAGGAUAUGCUGAACCUGAAACAUGGCCCAAAGAUAAAAAAGAGGUACAAAGAAUUCUUCAAAAAUAUUUUAAUACAACAAUCGACAGACGUCCUAAGAUCUACGAUGUUCAAGAAUAUUUCAAAGAAAGAAUGAAAAAAGUCGAAUUCGAGAUAUCGAAAGUUCGCAAAGAGAUGUUAAAGAUCAUGUAUCCAACUUGGGAUGAAUCUUUCAAUUCUCUUAGUGAGGAACAAUUGAGGUUAUUUGCUAGCAUUUUAGAUUCUAAGCUUGAUGCUUGUAAUCAAAAGAUGAAUAUGCUACAAGGAGAUGUUAAGGGAAAAGCUAAAGUUGAAUCAAACAAAGUUGAAAAACCUAUUGCUCCUUAUUUGGCUUCAAAUUCAAGUAACUACUACAAUCUCAUGCAAAACAACAUGCCUCAAGCACAAAUUUUCCAUCCAUUGAUUAAUAUUAGUGAUAAAAACAACUUAGCGUUUUGGCAAUUUCAAACGGGACAAAGCUCUCAAUCUUCUCCUAUGUUUGUCAAUGCACAAGGCUCAUACCAAGGCGAAUCGUCUGAUGAAGGUAGAUAUAUGCAAUCUUAUCCGUGGAAGCAGGUUGAUGCUAAUUCAAUUAAUUGGGCCAACCAAGUUGAUGGUAAUGUUAUCUAUGAUUCCAAAUUUGAUAUGAAAAAUAAGGAUGAAGCUGAAAAUGAUCAAAACUUGUCACCAUACUACUACAAUGGAAAUACACUAGCAAUGCAAUCAUAUCCUAUUGCUAUGCAAAAUAUUCCUUUCCAAAAUUUUCAAAACCAACCACAAGGAUUUCAAUUUAAUGGAUACAGUGAUAUGGAUAUUCUUCAAGCUCAUAUGUUGAACUACAUGGAUGGAAGGAAGUAGCCUAUAGUAGUAUACUUUUUUUUUUUGGGGACUAAUUCUCGUUAGCUUCUUAGUUAGUAUACAUUUUUGGAAUUUGUUUUUUUUUUUUCUAGACUUAACUGUCAUACAUUUAUUUAGAUUAUUGAGUUAAUGUGAAUUUCUUUUGUUGGUUUAAAAGUUGAACACAACUUGAAAAUUUGCCUAUUAUGUUUUUUAUA